Musca domestica (house fly) is the source of this 637-nucleotide messenger RNA. RefSeq lists its product as uncharacterized. The transcript has 4 exons. The record is from RefSeq and is a predicted model, not a curated record. The coding region runs from base 201 to 536 and encodes 111 amino acids. Lineage: Eukaryota; Metazoa; Arthropoda; Insecta; Diptera; Muscidae.
UUUAUGGUGGAAAAAAAUAUCAGAGACUUGGUAUUGCCCAGCCAGGUAGUAUUGACUUGGCUUUGAAAACGUGCGGUUUAUUCGUUUUUAGAAAAUUAAACGCUUGUAAAUCGUAGGCGUCAAUUGAAAACUGGCUAUAGUUGAACAAAAAAUUUCACAAAAAAGCGAUUUUUUGUUGUUAAAUUAAAAAAAAGAGAAAAAUGUUUCAAACACAAUAUUUGGGUCGCAUAUUUUUCGCUCUCGUGGUAUUGAAGGUGGUGGCGUGUUUUUCAACACAAUAUUUGGGAAAUGCAGUACAUCCAACUCUGGAGAAUCACUGUUUCUAUGAGGAAUACAAUCUAACCAUACCCCUGGGAGAGACUCAACAUCCAACCGAUAUUGAAUAUGAAUGUUUUAAAAUUCAUUGUCGUUCCGAUUAUGUUUUGGAAAUAAAACACUGUGAUCGUUAUCCAAACUAUUGCAUUGAAAAAUCGGACUAUGACUAUUCGAAACCCUAUCCCAGCUGUUGUCCAAAAAUCAAGUGUCCCAAAAAGUAACGAAAUGGUGUUUCGAAUUUAAUUUCACGGAAAUCAUGUGUCAAUUUUAGAAUUUAUAGAAAUUAAUAAUGUCGUAGUUAAGUGAAAUAUAAAAAAAACAU